ACUGCUGUAAUGAAGCCUGUUGCCAUGGCCCUGAACAUCCUCCAAGGGCAAUCAUCAUUGCAUAUGGGCUUCCUGCUGCCAACACUUCACCAGUUGCAGGACAAGCUGAAGAAGUUGGAGUCAUCUUGCAAAGUGUGUAGACCUCUCAUUGAUGUCCUGCAGGAGGGGAUCCAGAAACGUUUUGGAGAGAUGAUGAUACAACCUGAGUUGAUUGCAGCAGCUAUACUCCUACCAAAAUUCAGGACAUCCUGGACCACUGAUGAGAGCAUCUUAAAUGACGGCCUCGACUACCUCAAAAAUCACCUGGACACUGGCUUGGAGAUGGAUGAUGCUCCCACAAACAGUAGUCACUCUGAUGAAGAUGACUUUUUUGCAUCGCUGAGUACAGGACAAUCAAAAAUAGGAGAGCUGGAGAGGUACCUUUCAUGUCCAUCCACUGGAGGUAUGGAUCUCUUGCAUUCCUUUCCUCAAAUCAAGAGCCUGUCACUGAAAAUCAACACAGGCCUCCCAGCAUCUGCAGCCUGUGAGAGACUUUUUAGUCACGCAGGACUCCUGUUCACGGCUAAAAGGUCACAGCUUCACAGUGUGAACCUUGAGAGCCAGUUGUUGUUGAAACUGAAUAGUCACUUAACUGAGUGAUUCUGAGUGAACAUGCAAAACUUCACAUGCACACACACUU
Nerophis lumbriciformis (worm pipefish) is the source of this 679-nucleotide messenger RNA. The record is from RefSeq and is a predicted model, not a curated record. NCBI's taxonomy places the organism in Eukaryota, Metazoa, Chordata, Actinopteri, Syngnathiformes, Syngnathidae.